Messenger RNA from Toxotes jaculatrix (banded archerfish), 2578 nucleotides. It is a transcript of the gene shld2, whose product is annotated as shieldin complex subunit 2. The transcript has 11 exons. The coding region runs from base 35 to 2359 and encodes 774 amino acids. Gene Ontology annotation, biological process: regulation of double-strand break repair via homologous recombination. Gene Ontology annotation, cellular component: nucleus; site of double-strand break. NCBI's taxonomy places the organism in Eukaryota, Metazoa, Chordata, Actinopteri, Toxotidae. The record is from RefSeq and is a predicted model, not a curated record.
AAUUCAGUCGCUCUGAUGAAACACUACAGGCAGCAUGUGUGACCGGCCCAAGAUCCACGUCUUCCUGGGGGCUCCUCCUCCCUCCUCUGGCCCAGCCUCGGUGUCUGAAGCUGGUGUGGAGAGUGAGGAUCGCCCCCCUGCUGGGUGGAGACAUCUGGAGCUCACCUGGACAGAUGGACAUCUGAGGGCUGCAACAGGCCAGUGUGACUCAUCGUCUGAAGCUGAGUGGACCACAGAGGCGUCGCGAGGACAGGAAGAACGAGCAGGAUCAAGCUGCAGAUUCAGCCCCGAGAAGGAAAAUCCCUGCUCGGAGGAUCGCAAACCUGUGGACAGAUUUAUGAGCCGAGAUGAAGAAUCCGAUCCUGAAGAUCAGUGUUCGGCUUCAGUUCAUGAGUAUCUGGACAGCAGUUUCCCUGCAGCUCAACCACAGCGAGAAGAACCUGAACCAGAACCUCCACACUGUUCUAAACAUCAGCCGUCACCUGCCGCCCCUCUUCUGUGCUCCAAGACUCAGUACCUCACCACCUGGACUCUGAGUCAGGCCUUAGUCCUGAGAGGCAGGCACGGCACCCAAUCAGUGAGCAGCCCUGAGAAAAGCCCACUUCCUACAACCCCACCCAAACACACCCAAACACCACCCUCCAUCUCCUCCAGCACCCCCGAGCUCUUCAGCCCUGUGACCCCGUCACUUGGAGCCUCCGCUGAGCUCUUCAGCCAACCCCGCUCGACCCCGAGGUCGGAGGAAGGGGGCGUCAUCCUUGAGGCCACCACAGACGGGCUGCUUUGCUCUCAGGAGCCUGAGUCCACAACCGCCCUCAACUCCCCCGCCAAAUCCCCCAGUGUCAAGAGAGCUCGAAUCUCUGAAGGCUCCAGGACCGAGGUGCCAUCAGACAGAACCGCAGCCGGGCUCCAAGGUCCCACCACACCACUGGUCCAGUGUUACAGGCCGGGGGUCAGGUACUCAGUUCUGGUGGCGGUGGUUCAUCCCUGCCACCUGAAGGAGAUCAAGGUGAAGUCUGGGCCGUCGGCAGGGACUUUGAUUCCUCUGGCGUCCAUCGUGGUGACGGACCAGUCAGGCUUUGAGAGGAAGGUGGUGCUGUGGCGGCGGGCGGCGUUCUGGGUGUUGACCGUGAGUCCUGGAGACAUUCUGCUCAUCACAGGGCUGCAGGUGAAUGAAGACAGGUGGAGAGGAGAGACGGUGCUGCAGUCGACCUUCAGCAGCAAACUGCUCAGCUUCGGACAGAUCGCUGCCUCCACCUCAGCUCCAGUUCCUCAGCAUGUUGAUGCUCGCUCUGUCAGCUCUCUGUGUUCAUUUCUACGGGAGCGGCGCCCUCUGCUGGUGUCUCUGCCCCAUCGCCCCCCUCAGGACCUGAACCGCCUCCCCUAUGCCACCCUGAGGUCACUGAGGGUCAACACGCUGGUUCACGCCCUGCUGCGUGUUACACACACACAUAUCAGUACAGAGUGGCAGAGUGAGGCGGAGUCUCGCUGCAGGUCAGCUGUUCAGUUGAUGGCUGUUCUGACUGUGGAGCAGCCGGACGACCAGCAGGGGGCGCUGCUGCUGUGGGGAGCUGCUGUGGACUGGCUGCCUCGCUUCAACAGAGACAGAGCGGCCGUCUGGGACUUCCACGUCCUCCUGGUGAGGGAGGGUUUGACCUCUGACCUCCCUGAGCUGCACUCCACCCCCUGGAGUUCCGUCCAUCCCCUGGACCCCACCAACAUCCGGGCGCAGGACUUCCUGCGACCACGACGCAACCAGAAAGGAAGCAGCAGCAGCAUCAGUCUGGAGCUGGACCUCGACACGCUGCUGUCCCAGAAAUACAGCGGUGAAGUGGAGCUCAGAGUCCAGGUCAUCACUUUCCACUUCCGAGACACGCCAUCCUCCCAGAAUGCACCUCAGCCGGUCCUGGACAGCUCCACGCCGCUGCAUGGCAUCCUAGAGGCGCUGAGUGCUGACGUCACCUACACCGGCUGUGGUCGCUGCUCCACCGAGCUCGAUACUGACACCAACGGCAUCUACGGCCCCUGUUACCCCUGCCUGCCCCACACCGCCGUACGCCGCUACUACAGGCCAGGUGUGCUGACUGUGAGUGGGCGGGGCACUAGUCAGGUGUGCCUUCGGGUUCCUCCUGUUCCUCUGCAGAAGAUCCUCAAUGCUCCACCUGAUAAACUCCACAGGAGCUCAGCUCCAGGCUCACAGGUGAAGCACAUCCAGGUGGCAGCAGAGAGGAUCCAGACCCUCCUCUCGCUCCCGAGGAAAACCUUCAUCAUCACCAUCCAGAGCCAUUUCCUGUGUGAUGAGAACAGCAUCCCCCUGAACCAGGACUUUACGCUGCUGGACCUUCAGUUCCCCUGCUGAUGGACGACAGCUUCUUCUUUGUUGGUUUGCUGUUGCAGCUGUUAUUCAUGGUUUAGUUCACCCACCAAGAAGAGCUGGUUCAGAAAGCUGCCUGUGAAUUACUGAGGACACAUUAUCGAUACAGUGCUGGAUCAAUAUCAAACCACACACAUGCACGUUGGGAGAAACUCUUUAUCCAUCUCCAGUUAAAAAUACAACAGAUUGAUUGUUGAUGUAAUU